Candoia aspera is the source of this 2699-nucleotide messenger RNA. RefSeq names its product dehydrodolichyl diphosphate synthase subunit (gene DHDDS). The record is from RefSeq and is a predicted model, not a curated record. Gene Ontology annotation, biological process: polyprenol biosynthetic process. Gene Ontology annotation, molecular function: ditrans,polycis-polyprenyl diphosphate synthase [(2E,6E)-farnesyl diphosphate specific] activity. NCBI's taxonomy places the organism in Eukaryota, Metazoa, Chordata, Lepidosauria, Squamata, Candoiidae. Gene Ontology annotation, cellular component: dehydrodolichyl diphosphate synthase complex; endoplasmic reticulum. Bases 317 to 1408 code for a protein of 363 amino acids. The transcript has 8 exons.
AACUCACGGUCUCCUAGUUUCUAGCCUGGUGCCUUAACCACUCCACCAAACUGGCUCUCUUAAGUUAGUUAGAAUAAAGUUACUUUGGUAGAAAAUCCACAUCCCCGCCCCAAGCAAACCACAGCAUUGGGGGAAAAAGAAGGGCAAGAGGGAUAUCUAGCCUUCCCUAACCUGUCGCCCCUCAGGUAUGUCAGGAGAAUAGCUCCCAAAAUCCCCAGCCAGUCUGGCCCUCACAGUCCCAGUACCCCUAGAGAGCAAAAGUUUGGGGAGGCAGGUGCUGUCAGCUUUCAUCUGCCAAGGGUUGGUAUACUUAUGCAUGCAAAAGUUCUUUUCUGUCUUAGAAUUCCUGCCCAUUAGCACUUGUUCUCUUCAUUUCAAAGACGUGUACUUGAGAGGAGGAGCCAUGUCGUGGAUAAGAGAAGGAGAAUUGUCCCUUUUUGAGAGAUUCUUUGCUAGCGUAAUAAAGGCAGGGCCAAUGCCCAGGCACGUUGCAUUCAUCAUGGAUGGCAAUCGUCGUUACGCUAAAAAGCAUAAUGUGAAGAAGCUGGAAGGACAUUCACAGGGUUUUGCAAAACUAACACAGACAUUACAAUGGUGCUUGAGUCUGGGUAUCCGGGAAGUCACAGUUUAUGCCUUUAGCAUUGAGAAUUUCAAACGAUCCCAAGAAGAAGUUGAGGGCUUGAUGCAACUGGCUAGGACAAAAUUCAUCCGUCUUCUUGAAGAACAGGAGAACUUGGAGAAACACGGCGUGUGCAUCCGAAUACUUGGAGAUCUGCCCCUCCUGCCACAGGAUAUCCAGGAACUGAUAGCUAAGAUUGUGCUGGCAACUAAGCACUACAACACGUGUUUUUUGAACAUCGCCUUUGCCUACACAUCAAGGCAGGAGAUCAGUAAUGCGGUGAAAGAGUUGGCCUGGGGCGUUGAAGAAGGCCUGCUGCAACCCAGUGAUGUGUCUGAAUCGCUCAUUGACCAAUGCCUUUACUCCUGCAAAUCUCCUCAUCCAGACAUUCUGAUCAGAACAUCUGGAGAAGUUCGACUUAGUGAUUUCAUGCUGUGGCAGACGUCCCAUUCUUGCCUAGCAUUUCAGAGUGUGCUGUGGCCAGAUUAUUCCUUCUGGAAUUUAUGCGAGGCCAUCCUUCAGUUCCAGAUGAACUACAAUGCUUUACAGAAAGCCAGAGAUUUAUACAUGGAAGAAAGGAAGUGGCAACAGCUAGAAACUGAUAAGGCACAAGUCUCAGAGAAGCUAAAAGAUGAAGGUGCAACAUCCUGUGGAGAUACUCAGAAAUGCCGGACGCUUUUGCGAGAAUUCAAAGCUAAACGAGAAGAGAGGAUUCAAGGGUUUUUGCAGGCCCUGGAGCAGAAAAAGAUGGACUUCCUAGAAAAACUGGCUACAGCCACUGCAAGAUAAGAAGAAAGUUCUGAGGUUGGGGGUGGGGGAAGAAGAGGAAAAAAAACCAGCGGAGUUGCAGAUAAUCCAUUUGCUGUCCAGUGGGUGACAUGAAAUGGGAUCCUAGGUUUACUCUGUGUGUACAUGACAUUUGAAGUGAAUGUUUCCUAAAUUUAAUGAAACAAAAGCCAUUUGUGUGGAGUAGUGUUUCUCGACCUCAGUAAGUUUUAAGAUGUGUGGACGUCAAGAUGUAUAGAGUUGAAGUCCACACAUCUUAAAACUUACUGAGGUUGAGAAACACUGGUGUAGCGCUAACAAGUGAAAAGAAUAGCAUCAAAUCUUUCCAGGUGAGAAGGUCUUUGCGUGCUGGAGGGCGUUUGCUCCAUGUUCUCCAAACUGCGGCUUUUCUCUGCCACAAUCCAAAGACUUGGCAGAAUCCUGAAACCCUGCUUGCACUGGAACACAGAGAGGCUGCAGCUGAGAAGAUUAGAGAAAGACCCCGUUGCACGGCCCCAAGCAAACUGAGUCUGGAAUAAACUAAAGGUUUAUUCUUUUCUUUGUCGCCUCCACUUUUUUUUAGGGACUAGCUGUUUCUGGAUCAUUUGUUUUUUCAUUCUUGACACAACCAGGAACUACAGGAGUGUACUUAAGCUUCACAGCAACACGUAUUGUUCCUCUGGCUUUAGUAAGCUAGGAGAACGUACUCCUCAAGGUUGGCUCCAUAUUUCCUUCUGAACUAUGGGCGCACAUGCUAGUUACAACAGAACUUGAAGGUGUCUCUGAUGCACCAUCUUCUGCUGAGCUUGAGAAGGCAUUUUACCUUUGGAUAGCACUACAGAACAUCCUUUUACCCAAAAAUGCAGCAUGGUGUAAAUGGCUGUGAAAAAGAUAAGGGCAUCAGCUAUAAAUAGUUUUCCAAAAGAAGCUGCUGGUUAUUUCAUGUUGCUUUUCAAAGGCUAAAUGAGGGUACGGUUUUAUUACGCUAAAACACUUAAUUUUGAAAUGGUGAGGGAUGAGCCAGAGGUCAAGAAUAUUAAUGUUUAACAACCUGCUUGAUCUAUCUUUUUUUAUAAAACUGAGGCCAUAUACAGGAGGAAAAAUGGUGACCAAUAAAUUAUGGGUAUUUUGUUCUCAUGCAGUGAUUUCACCUGUAUAUUACCAUAGUCAUUUCUGGAAGGACUGUUUGGUUUGAUCUCUACUCCUAAAGAUCCUUAUUUCUGUGACAAAAUGUAUGAAUAAAAAAAUUCCAACCACACAAAAUCUUUUAGAGAUGAGGAAAUAUAUUAAUAAAUGUUUCUACAUUAAAAACAAA